This is a messenger RNA of Pogoniulus pusillus (Red-fronted tinkerbird), 1059 nucleotides long. RefSeq names its product thiamin pyrophosphokinase 1 (gene TPK1). Gene Ontology annotation, molecular function: thiamine binding; ATP binding; thiamine diphosphokinase activity. Gene Ontology annotation, biological process: thiamine diphosphate biosynthetic process; thiamine metabolic process. The transcript has 8 exons. NCBI's taxonomy places the organism in Eukaryota, Metazoa, Chordata, Aves, Piciformes, Lybiidae. The record is from RefSeq and is a predicted model, not a curated record. The coding region runs from base 177 to 911 and encodes 244 amino acids.
GGCCGGCUGGCCGCAGGUGCUGGGGGAGCGCUGCAAUCCCCAGGCUCCGGUCCGCGGGGCGCACGCUGCGGCUGCGCAGCCUUGGCUGCUCCGCAGGGAGAAGGGCAGGGGACGCCGCCGAGCCCUGUGUGCCCCCCCCGCGCUGGUCUCGGCGUGUUUGUUGUGUGCCCGGGGCCAUGGAGCGCGCGUUCACGCCGCUGGAUUGCCUCCUGCCCGCCGGAAACCUGAAGUUUUGCCUUGUGAUUCUGAACCAGCCUUUCAACAGAGGUCAUUUUCAUUGUCUGUGGAGCAAAGCUGCACUGAGAGCUUGUGCUGAUGGAGGUGCCAAUCGUCUCUAUCACAUCACAGAGGGAAGCCAGGACAGCUUCUUGCCUGAUUACAUCAGUGGUGAUUUUGAUUCCAUUCAGCCUGAAGUCAAGGAGUACUACAAGGUCAAGGGGUGUGAGUUAAUUGAGACCAUGGAUCAGGACCUCACAGAUUUCACCAAGUGCCUUCAGAUACUUCAGAAGAAGAUAGAGAAGAGGGGCCUGCAGGUUGAUGUGAUUGUGACUUUGGGUGGACUUGGAGGACGCUUUGACCAAAUAAUGGCGUCGGUGGAAACGCUUUUUCAUGCAACAAAUAUUACUCCUUUUCCAGUGAUAGUUAUUCAGGAGUGCUCACUGAUCCACCUGCUUCAACCUGGCAAGCACAAGCUGCAUGUGGACACAGGACUGGAAGGCAACUGGUGUGGCCUCAUCCCCGUUGGGAACUCCUGCGAGCAUGUGACCACUACAGGCCUCAAGUGGAACCUCACUAACCAGGUGCUGAAGUUUGGAACACUGGUCAGUACUUCCAACACCUAUGACAACUCUGGAACCGUGACCAUUGAGACAGACAAACCUUUGCUGUGGACGAUGGCUGUCAAAACAUAAGAGCAGCCUUUCCUGAUGGGAGUCAACUCCAAGCACUCAAAGAUUUCACUGAAUUAAGGAGCAAAGCUGUUCUGAAGAUACAAGCAGGCACUGAUUUUUAUGUACUGAAUGGCAAACAAGUCUGAAAUAAAAAUCACUUGAGAUCAAA